Molecule: messenger RNA, 2483 nt
Organism: Lates calcarifer (barramundi perch)
Lineage: Eukaryota; Metazoa; Chordata; Actinopteri; Centropomidae
Gene: stx5a
Product: syntaxin 5A
Exons: 12
Coding region: 287-1279 (330 amino acids)
Biological process (GO): intracellular protein transport; vesicle fusion; endoplasmic reticulum to Golgi vesicle-mediated transport
Cellular component (GO): SNARE complex; Golgi membrane; endomembrane system
Molecular function (GO): SNAP receptor activity; SNARE binding
Source: RefSeq, a predicted model, not a curated record
GCCUCGGUAAAGUAGACGUGGCAGUGACGUCGAAGCCGGAAAUGACCCGGAUCGGAACUUUAACUCCUGGGUUGAUUAGUUUUCACCAGAAACAUCGAGAGCUCUCGAAAUAUGAUCUGAUAGCGAUUCAAACAUGUGUGUACGUAUGAAGGAUACCUCACCUUGGAUGUGAGUUCGUCCGCACACCGGGAGCUCUUCGUAUUUACCCCCCACACUCACACAGAGCGGAGGAGGAGGAGGUUUGUGGUCAACAGCGGGCACUUGACCCCCUUUUCCCGACGGCAGGAUGACGUGCCGUGACCGGACCCUCGAGUUCCAGUCAGCCUGUAAAUCUCUCCAGGGCAGACAGCAGAAUGGAGUCCAGCCCAGUAAACCAGCUCUCAGCGCUCUCAGGCAGCGCAGUGACUUCACAGUUAUGGCCAAGAGAAUUGGGAAAGACUUGAGCAAUACAUUUGCCAAACUGGAAAAGCUCACUAUUUUGGCAAAAAGAAAAUCUCUAUUUGACGACAAGGCAGUGGAGAUCGAGGAGCUGACGUACAUCAUUAAACAAGACAUCAACAGUCUAAACAAACAGAUAGCACAGCUGCAGGACUUGGUGAGGUCUCGCGGAGCUCCAGGCGGCCGACAUAUCCAAACCCACUCUAACACUAUAGUGGUGUCAUUACAGUCCAAACUGGCUUCAAUGUCCAAUGACUUCAAAUCAGUCCUAGAAGUCAGAACAGAGAACCUGAAGCAGCAGCGCAGCAGGAGAGAGCAGUUCUCCCAGCCUCCUGUCUCGUCUUCUCCUCUGAUGGCCAACAACUUCAGGAGCCGCAAAAAAGGGGCCCAGGAGCCGCAUGCAGCUCGCGAGCCGCGCAAUGACUACCAGGGCUAUACAACCUCAAAUUUAAAAGAGAGCUCAGUCCUGAUGCAGGAUGAGUCCCGGAGCAUGGGGGAUGUGGCCAUCGAUAUGGACUCUCAGACCAAUCCCUUACAACUCCAACUUAUUGAUGAGCAGGACUCGUACAUCCAGAGCCGUGCAGACACCAUGCAGAACAUUGAGAGCACCAUUGUGGAACUGGGCUCUAUAUUCCAGCAGCUGGCGCACAUGGUGAAGGAGCAAGAGGAGACGAUCCAGAGGAUCGAUGCAAAUGUGGAGGACACUCAGCUGAACGUGGAGGCCGCCCACACAGAGAUCCUCAAAUACUUCCAGUCAGUCUCCUCCAACCGCUGGCUGAUGAUCAAGAUCUUUCUUGUCCUCAUCGUCUUCUUCAUCAUCUUUGUCGUCUUCUUCGCCUAAAGAGAGGAGAAGCGGUGGCCAAGGGGGAGGGAGGAAAAAGCACACCGAACGAGCAGGGGAAGGUGAAACUAAAACUGAAGGUGGACUGAGACGGCCUGGUACUUGAAGGACAGACCUCUCUAUCAAAGUGACAGUUUGAUGGAGGCUUGGGAUCCACUCAGAUUGAUACAGACUUGUCGGUUAUUCCCAAACCACAGACUCUCGGUUAAUUCAGUUCAGCAAAGAAUGAAGAUGCUGAACUCUGUCCAAAUAAAAAGAAUAAAGUAUCUAAAGUCCCCACUUUGUAUAGAGAGAGUAGAAAACUGCUCUUUAUUGUACUUUGACCAACUAUUCAUAAACAUUUAAUCAAAAUGGCAUUGAUUUAAUGGUUUGAUUCUGCAAACUGUCACUUUAAAUUUUUUUUUCUUGUUUACCCCCUUUGCCACAUGUCAUCCAUUAUUAUUAUUAUUAUUAUUUCAAAGCCAAACAACAGAACUGGAGAUUAUUUUGCUUCUUAGUUUACCUGCUUUUUAUUGAACAGCAUGACUGUGUCUCAUUUAUCAGCAAUUCUUCACUUACCACCUUUCAGUUGAUGUGAAAUAUUUUUUUCAUCCAUUUACAUUCAGUUUUUUCUUUCAAAGUUUAUUUGCCAAAUGGGUACUCUGAUCAAACUGUGACAGAAAUACAAAGACACUCGCUGUGGUCCAGCUUUUUGUCUCCUGAAGGCACAAGAAGGCAGUUUACAGCCAACUGAAGGGAGCUUUACAGGCACAAGCUGUACGAAACAUUGAUAGGUUAUAUAACAAAACUGUUUUAAAUCAAACUGUCUGGUUGCUAGCCAUGAGGCAGGUUGAACUGUUGGAAAAAGUGUAAACCUUGCACAUGCAGUGCUGCAGAAAGACUUCAGGAUCCAGGUUUGACAUCAGUGCUUAUGAAGGGGUUAUGCUGGUUUUGAAGGCCCAUUAAUGAAAAGACUCCAUCAGCCAGAUUCCCUGGAAGUGUCUGGUUGGAUGUCACUGUUGUAGUUUGCUUCCCCUCUUUAUCUAAUGUACAGGAUGUUAUUUAAAUGACCACGGCUUUUUAAGAAGAAAAAAACAUUCUUCCUAUUUUUUCCUCCAUUUUUUUUUAGCCAAAUGCCUUGACUUCAAUGUACAAAGUGCAAAUAGUGAUAAUGAUGUAUUGAUAAGAAAGUGCAUAUUAAUAAAAUAAUAAUGGGGUGCUGGCA